Oncorhynchus masou masou (cherry salmon) is the source of this 6652-nucleotide messenger RNA. Its product is annotated as transmembrane protein 65-like. NCBI's taxonomy places the organism in Eukaryota, Metazoa, Chordata, Actinopteri, Salmoniformes, Salmonidae. Gene Ontology annotation, cellular component: mitochondrion. Bases 419 to 1168 code for a protein of 249 amino acids. The transcript is spliced from 8 exons. The record is from RefSeq and is a predicted model, not a curated record. Gene Ontology annotation, biological process: cardiac ventricle development; regulation of cardiac conduction.
UAUUGAUACCUGCCGCAAGUAGGCCUCACUGUAUGAGCUAUACAAAAACGUAAGGCAAAUGCCGUCAUAGCUACGUAUAGUCAAGCUAUUCCAUUGGAAAGUAUUUUUAGCCUCGAGAGAAGGGCGCACAUCACGGGGAAGAGAAGCAGCCCGUCCGACCGCAGACUGGGAAGUAGCCUCGGCGAUGUUGUGGCUUUGAAGAUGAGGAGGAAUGUUUAUUUUUUGACUCAACGAUUGUUGCCACGAAUGUGUUUUGUUGGCGAAUUGUUUUCAUGAUCUAUGAAAUUGUGAUCGAAGGACUUAUGGUUCGGAGCUGCGUUUUACACCCGAAAGAGAUCUGAUUUUUGACAGGACAGGCCGGCAGAGCAUCCGCUGAUCGAGAGGUUGUCGACGCCUCCACUUCCCUUUUGUCUCCACCAUGCUGCCCAGUUUGCAGAGAGUCCUGCGGCCCGCCCUCAUUCUGAGGUCGGGGAACAUGUUGGGAAGAGUCCGCGGGUCAAACCUCGCUCCGCUACGCCAGCCUGUACCGAUGCUACCCAGCCAGCAGAGCUGCGACUUGGGCACACACCCUCACAAGGAUCCGAUGGAGCCCUUGAACUCGCCUCAAGGAGCCAAGGAUUUUAUUUAUAGUCUUCAUCCCACCGAACGCACAACCCUGCUUAGAGAACUGCACCGGUUUGAGUCGAUAGCAAUAGCUCAAGGGGAAAUGGUCAUCGCCCCUCCCACAUCGGCUCAGCUGAGAUACGUUCUUCUACACAACGCCAUUCCUUUUGUAGGGUUUGGUUUCCUGGACAAUGCCAUCAUGAUUGUAGCUGGCACGCAGAUUGAGUUGUCCAUAGGUGUGAUCCUUGGGAUUUCAACCAUGGCAGCUGCUGCGCUGGGGAACCUUGUGUCGGACCUGGCUGGACUCGGCCUUGCAGGUUACGUGGAAGCCCUGGCCUGUCGUUGUGGGUUGGUGGGCCCUGAUCUGAAUCCCAAACAGGCUGACAUGUGGCAGACCAGAGUUAGCACCCACAGUGGUAAAGCCAUCGGAGUUGCCAUCGGCUGCAUCUUAGGGAUGUUCCCGCUACUCUUCUUCAAAGAUGAGACGAAGAAGAAAGCGGCGGAAAGGGAGGGUGCAGAAGGAUCACUAACCUCCAUCUCCACUGGCAGCAGCAGCAGUAAUUGAGACAACUUGACCGAAAGACUUACCUUCUCGGGAAGAGAGAGAGAGAACUUAUCGUUGGACUACCGCUACUUCACAACCUAACUACUGCAUAAUGAAUAACCUCAAUCAAGCGUGACUACUUGAUGUCAAUUGUUGAUGUCAAUGUCUUAAAUAGUUCCUACUGCAACGUUCAAAAGCAGUAUGAAGAAAAAAACAACAACGAUGAUAAAUACAAGUGGACCACUCUUCCAACCACGUUUUCUGCUGCUUCUUUGGGUUGUUUAGUUUUGUUUUGUUUUGUUUUUUGAGUUGGUGCAACUUUUCCAUUUUGAGUUUGGUGUAACUUCAAAUCAAAUCAAAUUUUAUUUGAACUUAGUCCUAAUCAGAGGUGGCCAGGAUGGAUUUCUGGUGGACUCCACUCAAUUCAGUUCAAUUGAACUGUAAUAUCUCUCAACGGGGGGAUAUUCCUACAACAUCUGGUGUACGUAAUCAACAUGCUGUGGGGCUGUUGUCUCUUUAGAUUAAAGGACCGUGUGAGGAGAGGACAAGGCCAGCUGCUAUAGCUAGAUAACACAUUUACAGAAACUAUUCAGUCUUCAGUUAGUAUACUGAGGUUGGACCUUUCCUACUGGAUUUCAUUGGGGCGGCAGGUAGCCUAGUGGUUAGAGUGUAGGGACGGCAGGUAGCCUAGUGGUUAGAGUGUAGGGACGGCAGGUAGCCUAGUGGUUAGAGUGUAGGGACGGCAGGUAGCCUAGUGGUUAGAGUGUAGGGGCGGCAGGUAGCCUAGUGGUUACAGUGUAGGGGCGGCAGGUAGCCUAGUGGUUAGAGUGUAGGGACGGCAGGUAGCCUAGUGGUUAGAGUGUAGGGGCGGCAGGUAGCCUAGUGGUUACAGUGUAGGGGCGGCAGGUAGCCUAGUGGUUACAGUGUAGGGACGGCAGGUAGCCUAGUGGUUAGAGUGUAGGGACGGCAGGUAGCCUAGUGGUUAGAGUGUAGGGACGGCAGGUAGCCUAGUGGUUAGAGUGUAGGGACGGCAGGUAGCCUAGUGGUUAGAGUGUAGGGGCGGCAGGUAGCCUAGUGGUUAGAGUGUAGGGACGGCAGGUAGCCUAGUGGUUAGAGUGUAGGGGCGGCAGGUAGCCUAGUGGUUAGAGUGUAGGGGCGGCAGGUAGUCUAGUGGUUAGAGUGUAGGGACGGCAGGUAGCCUAGUGGUUAGAGUGUAGGGGCAGCAGGUAGCCUAGUGGUUAGAGUGUAGGGGCGGCAGGUAGCCUAGUGGUUAGAGUGUAGGGACGGCAGGUAGCCUAGUGGUUAGAGUGUAGGGACGGCAGGUAGCCUAGUGGUUAGAGUGGAGGGGCAGGCAGGUAGCCUAGUGGUUAGAGUGUAGGGACGGCAGGUAGCCUAGUGGUUAGAGUGUAGGGACGGCAGGUAGCCUAGUGGUUAGAGUGGAGGGGCAGGCAGGUAGCCUAGUGGUUAGAGUGUAGGGACGGCAGGUAGCCUAGUGGUUACAGUGUAGGGACGGCAGGUAGCCUAGUGGUUACGGUGUAGGGGCGGCAGGUAGCCUAGUGGUUACAGUGUAGGGGCGGCAGGUAGCCUAGUGGUUAGAGUGUAGGGACGGCAGGUAGCCUAGUGGUUACAGUGUAGGGGCGGCAGGUAGCCUAGUGGUUAGAGUGUAGGGGCGGCAGGUAGCCUAGUGGUUAGAGUGUAGGGGCGUCAGGUAACCUAGUGGUUAGAGUGUAGGGGCAGCAGGUAGCCUAGUGGUUAGAGUGUAGGGACGGCAGGUAGCCUAGUGGUUAGAGCGUUGGAUUAAUAAACGAACGGUUGCCAGAUCAAAUCCCUGAGCUGACAAGGUAAAAAAUCUGUUGUUCUGCCCCUGAACAAUGCAGUUAAACAUCACUUUUCCAAGGCCGUCAUUGAAUAUAAGAAUUUGUUCUUAACUGCCUUGCCUUGUUAAAUAAAACAUAAAUACAAUUCCACCUGACUUUCCACUAGCGCUGCACUACAGAGCUGAAAUGUGACACGGUUCUUCUAGCAGCUUCUUCUAACGCUGACUUCAAGUCACCCACAAAUCACUCUGUGGUGUUUGAGAGUAUCCAGCCCUUUGUUUUGGAGGAUUUCGUGUUUGAGUUUGAGAUGAGGAAUUUGAGUAACUCUAGGGAGCCUGUGUAACUUGGGAGAGAUUUAUAUUACUUGUCACUUUUAGAUGUUUUGGGACAGUGUACCCCUCCCGGAGACCCCGUCUUCACUCAGUCAAUGAGACCAGAUUUGGAAGUCCCAUGAGACUAGGGUUGUAUGGAUACCAGGGGUCAGAUUUGGAAGGAUGGUCCCAUGAGACUAGGGUUGUAUGGAUACCAGGGGUCAGAUUUGGAAGGAUGGUCCCAUGAGACUAGGGUUGUAUGGAUACCAGGGGUCAGAUUUGGAAGGAUGGUCCCAUGAGACUAGGGUUGUAUGGAUACCAGGGGUCAGAUUUGGAAGGAUGGUCCCAUGAGACUAGGGUUGUAUGGAUACCAGGGGUCAGAUUUGGAAGGAUGGUCCCAUGAGACUAGGGUUGUAUGGAUACCAGGGGUCAGAUUUGGAAGGAUGGUCCCAUGAGACUAGGGUUGUAUGGAUACCAGGGGUCAGAUUUGGAAGGAUGGUCCCAUGAGACUAGGGUUGUAUGGAUACCAGGGGUCAGAUUUGGAAGGAUGGUCCCAUGAGACUAGGGUUGUAUGGAUACCAGGGGUCAGAUUUGGAAGGAUGGUCCCAUGAGACUAGGGUUGUAUGGAUACCAGGGGUCAGAUUUGGAAGGAUGGUCCCAUGAGACUAGGGUUGUAUGGAUACCAGGGGUCAGAUUUGGAAGGAUGGUCCCAUGAGACUAGGGUUGUAUGGAUACCAGGGGUCAGAUUUGGAAGGAUGGUCCCAUGAGACUAGGGUUGUAUGGAUACCAGGGGUCAGAUUUGGAAGGAUGGUCCCAUGAGACUAGGGUUGUAUGGAUACCAGGGGUCAGAUUUGGAAGGAUGGUCCCAUGAGACUAGGGUUGUAUGGAUACCAGGGGUCAGAUUUGGAAGGAUGGUCCCAUGAGACUAGGGUUGUAUGGAUACCAGGGGUCAGAUUUAGAAGGAUGGUCCCAUGAGACUAGGGUUGUAUGGAUACCAGGGGUCAGAUUUGGAAGGAUGGUCCCAUGAGACUAGGGUUGUAUGGAUACCAGGGGUCAGAUUUAGAAGGAUGGUCCCAUGAUACUAGGGUUGUAUGGAUACCAGGGGUCAGAUUUGGAAGGAUGGUCCCAUGAGACUAGGGUUGUAUGGAUACCAGGGGUCAGGGGAGUCACUCAUUCCAUGGCCCAGUGUCAGCUGGUUUUUAACACCAAUUAAGAGGGAGGUGAGGGGAGUUCCUAACCAAUUAAGAGGGAGACAACCAGGUGAGGGGAGUUCCUAACCAAUUAAGACCUAGACAACCAGGUGAGGGGAGUUCCUAAUUAAUUACGACCUAGACAACCAGAUGAGGGGAGUUCCUAACCAAUUAAGACCAAGACAACCAGGUGAAGGGAGUUCCUAACCAAUUAAGACCUCGACAACCAGGUGAGGGGAGUUCCUAACUAAUUAAGACCUAGACAACCAGGUGAAGGGAGUUCCUAACCAAUUAAGACCUCGACAACCAGGUGAGGGGAGUUCCUAACUAACCAAUGAAGACCUAGACAACCAGGUGAGGAAGGGAGUUCCUAACUAACCAAUGAAGACCUAGACAACCAGGCGAGGGGAGUUCCUAACUAACCAAUGAAGACCUAGACAACCAGGUGAGGAGGGGAGUUCCUAACUAACCAAUGACGACCUAGACAACCAGGUGAGGAGGGGAGUUCCUAACUAACCAAUGAAGACCUAGACAACCAGGCGAGGGGAGUUCCUAACUAACCAAUGAAGACUCGGACAACCAGGCGAGGGGAGUUCCUAACUAACCAAUGAAGACCUAGACAACCAGGUGAGGAGGGGAGUUCCUAACUAACCAAUGAAGACCUAGACAACCAGGUGAGGAGGGGAGUUCCUAACUAACCAAUGAAGACCUAGACAACCAGGCGAGGGGAGUUCCUAACUAACCAAUGAAGACCUAGACAACCAGGUGAGGAGGGGAGUUCCUAACUAACCAAUGAAGACCUAGACAACCAGCUGAGGAGGGUAGUUCCUAACUAACCAAUGAAGACCUAGACAACCAGGUGAGGAGGGGAGUUCCUAACCAAUGACGACCUAGACUAACAGCUGAGGAGGGUAGUUCCUAACUAACCAAUGACGACCUAGACAACCAGGUGAGGAGGGGAGUUUCUAACUAAUCAGUGACCUUACUCGAUCAAUCAAGUACAAACGAGGAACAAAAACCCGCAGAUACUCGGCCCAUAGACAUAUAAAGGAACGAGUCUGACACCUGUGGUACAGGUGGACAGCUUUAUUGAGUGCUGGGCAUAUAAUCCUACCACCAGAGGGCGUUGUGGAGCCAACUCACCCCAAGCAUGACUGUCUGUGUGCAUUAUCCACAUGGCUUGGCUAUUGGUUGUGGAAACUCUCAUCUUCACAUGCAUAAGCCUUUAGUCUAGUCUCUUAUCUGGAUAUUGAGCAGUAUAUGGAAAGCAAGCCUACUCACAGCCUCUAGAACUCUGUUGAGUAGCAGUACAGUCCCAAGAACCUCCACUACAGUCCCAGUAACCUCCACUACAGUCCCAGUAACCUCCACUAGCAGUACAGUCCCAGUAACCUCCACUACAGUCCCAGUAACCUCCACUAGCAGUACAGUCCCAGUAACCUCCACUACAGUCCCAGUAACCUCCACUACAGUCCCAGUAACCUCCACUACAGUCCCAGUAACCUCCACUAACAGUACAGUCCCAGUAACCUCCACUAACAGUACAGUCCCAGUAAACUCCACUACAGUCCCAGUAACCUCCACUACAGUCCCAGUAACCUCCACUACAGUACAGUCCCAGUAACCUCCACUACAGUCCCAGUAACCUCCACUAGCAGUACAGACCCAGUAACCUCCACUAGCAGUACAUUCCCAGUAACCUCCACUAACAGUACAUUCCCAGUAACCUCCACUACAGUCCCCAGUAACCUCCACUAGCAGUACAGUCCCAGUAACCUCCACUACAGUCCCAGUAACCUCCACUAGCAGUACAGUCCCAGUAACCUCCACUACAGUCCCAGUAACCUCCACUACAGUCCCAGUAAUCUCCACUACAGUCCCAGUAACCUCCACUAGCAGUACAGUCCCAGUAACCUCCACUACAGUCCCAGUAACCUCCACUACAGUCCCAGUAACCUCCACUACAGUACCAGUAACCUCCACUAGCAGUACAGUCCCAGUAACCUCCACUAGCAGUACAGUCCCAGUAACCUCCACUACAGUCCCAGUAACCUCCACUAACAGUACAGUCCCAGUAACCUCCACUAGCAGUACAGUCCCAGUAACCUCCACUACAGUCCCAGUAACCUCCACUAGCAGUACAGUCCCAGUAACCUCCACUAUAGUCCCAGUAACCUCCACUACAGU